Messenger RNA from Nothobranchius furzeri (turquoise killifish), 2618 nucleotides. RefSeq names its product aarF domain containing kinase 2 (gene adck2). Lineage: Eukaryota; Metazoa; Chordata; Actinopteri; Cyprinodontiformes; Nothobranchiidae. Gene Ontology annotation, cellular component: mitochondrion. The record is from RefSeq and is a predicted model, not a curated record.
UCCAUGGGCUGUUAGUUGUGUCCUCGGAGGCAAUGAAUGAUAUUUUUAGAUGUACCGUAACGCCAGCUGAACCAUGCUCUUAUUUAUCCACAUGAACAAACAUUUAAACAUUCUGCUGCCAGCCUCAGAUCCAUGAUUUAAGGUAACGUAGGAGAGUUUUUUUUUUACCCCAGUCAGAAAUAUUUAUUCUUAUCCUGCUCUGCCACGAGCAGCAGCUUGUUUAAGGUGGAAUACACACAGGAGGAUGUGAACGAGGAAGAACUCCGAAUCUUCCAGGCUGGAGACGAGUUCGGUUCGGCUCUAGGAGCUAGCAGCAGUGUCACGUCAUGGCCCUGCUGGCUGCUGGAGCCAGAGGGGUCCUUCUCAACCUGAGGCUCACUCUGCAGAAACCUGGCUCCUUUUCCAGGUUCAGGCUCGUUCGGAUCCCUUUUAUUAAACCAGGUCGGAUUUUAGCCCACCUUCCCAGAGUGACCCUGCUGUGUUUGGGAGCAUCAUCAUCAUUUUCAGCCAGGUGUCAGGAAGCCACCCCGCAGACUGCUGGCAGGAAGUCUCUGGCCAAAGUCCAAGUCCACAGUGUCAUCUUUUUUCUCCGUCUCAGCCUCCGUGCUUUAGUUCUGCUCCUCAAAUUUGGUCCCCUUCUUCUCCUGUCCCCCUUGACUUUGGUGUCGACCCGCUUUGCAUCCUUCUGGCUGGACGCUCUGCUGUGGGUGACUGAGACCUCUGGUCCUACGUUCAUUAAACUGGGCCAGUGGGCCAGCACCAGGCGGGACAUCUUCUCUCAGCAGUUCUGUGAACGCUUCUCCAGGCUCCACGUGAAGGUGCGCCCCCACUCCUGGGCUCACACCAAGCAGUGUCUCCGGAGGGCCUUUGGAGAGGGCUGGAGGAGGGUGUUGGUGUUCGAGAGCAAAGAGCCCGUGGGCUCGGGAUGUGUUGCUCAGGUGUACCGAGGCUGGGCCAGGGUAGACCAGGUGGAGGACCCAGCCUUUCAGUCCCUGGCAGAAGAGCUGGAAAAAGAAGACCUGCUAGAAGCCUGGGAGAUCCCUGGUCUUGGAGGCGUGGCAGGCACACUGCAGCGGCUCUGGAUCGGGAAGAGGGAGGAGCAGGGCUAUGAGGAGAGAAGUCCUCCUGAUGGGCAGCAGGAGGAGCGCCUGAUACCUGUAGCUAUCAAGGUGGUCCAUCCUGGUGUGAGGAGGCAGGUGGAGAUAGACCUGCUGCUUAUGAAAACAGGCAGCUGGCUGCUGCACUGCCUGCCUGGACUCAAAUGGCUGAGUUUGUGUGAGGUGGUGGAGGAGUUUGAGAAGCUAAUGACCAAACAAAUUGAUCUCCGUUUCGAGGCUAGGAACAUCGAGCGUUUCCGAGAGAAUUUCAGCGAUGUCGAGCACGUCAGGUUUCCCACUCCGCUACAACCGUUCGUCACCAGAAACAUUUUAGUGGAAACCUUUGAAGAGAGUGAGCCCAUUUCUACCUACUUGGAUUCCGAUAUUCCGAAGGAAGUGAAGCAGAAAAUAGCCAGAAUGGGUGUGGACACCCUGCUGAAAAUGGUUUUUGUAGAUAACUUUGUUCAUGGGGACCUCCAUCCGGGCAACAUUCUUGUCCAGUGUCAGAGACCUCCGUCUGGCUCCACGGACUCUACUGGCCUGUCAGUAGACCAGCACGGGAAGACCACACUCACCGACCUGUGGGACACGGUCGUGGUCAGCGUCAGACCGGACCCGUGUCCUCUCCAGCUGGUCCUGCUGGAUGCCGGCAUCGUGGCUCAGCUCAGCGAGCAAGACCUCACCAACUUCAAGGCCGUCUUCACGGCUGUGGUGCUUCAUCAGGGUGAGAAGGUAGCAGAGCUGAUUCUGCAUCAUGCUAGAGCUAACGAGUGCAACGACGUUCCGCUUUUCAAGAAGGAGAUGGCCGAUCUGGUGGAUCAUGCCAUGAGCAAUGCCCUAUCUCUGGAAAAGAUCCAAGUAUCCGACCUCCUCUCUAAGGUCUUUGGUUUACUCAUUAAGCACAAGGUGAAGCUGGAGAGUAACUUUGCCUCCAUUGUGUUUGCCAUCAUGGUGCUGGAGGGUUUGGGUCGGUCCCUUGAUCCCAGCCUGGACAUCCUGGAUUUGGCCAAACCCCUGCUGCUGAAGAACUGUUCCUCACUGCUCUGAUGCUCACGUCACCAGUCAGCAGAAGCACGUCUGACCAGUGGAUUCAUGGGUGCUGCCUGCAGGUCCUCUCAGUGAUGAUGGGCUGUUUUGAGAUUGCAAUGCAAUGUUCUACUGUAGAUCUCAAGAUCAUAGUCUCCUCAUUACAUUUCCACAGUACUGAUACCUCAUUGUUUUUAUGUAUAUUUACAUAUCAUCUCAGUAAGAAAACGAUUGACUUGGUGAAACCACAAACCCCUUACAUACAAGCAGAAUCAGAGAUAAGAACUGUUUAGUAUGACUAGAAAAAUGUUUCAAUCUAACAGAUAUUUAGUUAUUUUAGUGUCUGAUAUCAUCCUCUUUAUUUGUUUGUUUGUUUUUACUAGUGUGAAUAACGUCAACUGUUGUGUUAAAAUUCAUGGUUUACAGUUUUAAUUUAGUUCAGUUAGAAGGACACGACUUUAAUCCUUCAUGAAUAAAGUCAAAUCAAUGCUCUGA